AAGCAGGAGGCGGCCGUCUUCGAUGCUGUGCUGGUGUGCACUGGGCACCACAGUGAAGCGCACCUCCCGCUGAGCACUUUCCCAGGAAUCGAGAAGUUCAAGGGCCGCUACCUCCACAGCCGAGACUACAAGGACGCUCAGGAUUUCACGGACAAGAAUGUCGUUGUCAUCGGGAUUGGGAAUUCGGGGUCAGACCUGGCCGUGGAGAUCAGCCAAACAGCCAAGCAGGUCUUCCUCAGCACCCGCCGGGGCGCAUGGGUCUUCAACCGCGUCGGAGAUCAGGGCUACCCCAUUGACAUCGUCUUCACCACCCGCGUGAAGACAUUCCUGCAGAAGCUGCUGAGCCCAAACGUGGUGAGCAACCUCACGGAGAAGCAGCUGAACGCCAGGUUCGACCACUCGCACUACGGCCUGAAGCCAAAGCACAG
Messenger RNA from Leptosomus discolor (cuckoo roller), 428 nucleotides. The record is from RefSeq and is a predicted model, not a curated record. Lineage: Eukaryota; Metazoa; Chordata; Aves; Leptosomiformes; Leptosomidae.